This is a messenger RNA of Peniophora sp. CBMAI 1063, 687 nucleotides long. Lineage: Eukaryota; Fungi; Basidiomycota; Agaricomycetes; Russulales; Peniophoraceae. The record is from the annotation of a GenBank genome assembly.
AUGAGGAGCACAGAUGUGACAAGCCCACCACCAGAGUAUAAGACACUUCAGGAUGAACCGCGUGAUGAUAGCCAACGAGCAACUCGGCAUCAAAAGUACUUCCAGGGGGAUGACAUGGUUGUCUUGCAGGUCGAGAACAAGAUUUUCCGUGUGUCCUCACGUUGGCUGAAAGCCAACUCACCUCGCAUGCGCCGGUAUCUCCAGGACUCCUCCACGACCGGGGCGAACGAGGAGCAUCCGACGCGCAUACCAGUCGUGACUGUCAAACACUUCGAGACACUCCUUCACUUUAUCGAGAACGGGACUAUGAGCGAGUUCACCAUGCCCGCGAAAUCCUGGGCAUACUUACUUGCGGUCUCCCACUUUCUCGAGAUCACCUCAAUCAAACCGCGCGCCGUCAACGAGGUCUUCUACAGGCACUAUCGCUCCUUCGAUCCAGUCGAUCAGCUUCACUUCUACGAGGGAUGCGCUGUUGAUAGGGUUGCCUUGAAGGCAGCAGUGCGCCAACUGAUCAUACGCCCAGAGCCGUUGAAUGCGAGUGAGAUGGAGCGACUGUCGCACAAGUUGGCGGCGCGCGUAGUCGGCUUGCGCGAGUCUUUCUUGCGCUCUCAAUUGCACACGUUUGGUUCUCUUUUUGCUGGAAGUGCGCUCGAUGCUCUGGUAGAUGGAUGGGUGAUGAAUGGAUGA